Messenger RNA from Cyprinus carpio (common carp), 1786 nucleotides. Its product is annotated as NKAP-like protein. Gene Ontology annotation, biological process: regulation of gene expression. Lineage: Eukaryota; Metazoa; Chordata; Actinopteri; Cypriniformes; Cyprinidae. The record is from RefSeq and is a predicted model, not a curated record. Gene Ontology annotation, molecular function: chromatin binding. Gene Ontology annotation, cellular component: nucleus.
AUUCUUCACAAUAGAAGAAUUCACUUCACUGAAACGUAAACACAAGUUGGAGUUCAACGACACCAGUACAUAUUUUGGUCCUUUGAUCAGCUUUUAAGAUUUGACAGGUUUCGUGGUAAGUCUCGACACCCCCGUUAUUUAUAUAAAUUAACAUCUGUGACUCUAGCUAAAGAAAUCGAAAUCGCUAAAAUCAUUAUCGAGCUAGCUUUGCUUGUUCUUGGUGAACUGCGACAUGACCAGCAAAAUGUAGUUAACAGGCCGUUUUAUGCACUUAGUAAAUAAAAUACUUCCCAAUCAAUAAAUUAACGUUAAAGGUAAUAAUAGAGUUUCUAGUAAUGCUGGACGAAAAAUAUUCCGGCGCCGUGAGCCCGAAGAGACGCCGCCACAGCCGCUCACCGGACCGAGGGCUGAAGAACCACAGACACGAGCACGAAGACGAGCACAAAUCGCGACACAACGACAAAGAGAGGAGCAGAAACCGCUUCCGAGUCGGGUAUUCUCGCAGUCGCUCCAGGUCAAGGGAAAGAGAUCGAUCGAAUUGGUCAGAUCAGAGAGACAGAGAUCACGGCUUUGGAUCAAGAUCCGAUUACUAUGAGAAGAGAGAUGAUGCCCAGCGACAGAGACAAGACGCCUUCAUCGCGAGGCGUCUGCAGGAACGCGAGAGAAUUGGUGAACUGGGAUGUCCUGAGGUCUGGGGAUAUUCUCCAAGAGUCAGAGAACCUGACUCAGAUGAACACACUCCUGUAGAAGAGGACGUGAAGAACAGUUCUGAUUCAAGUUCACAGGAGGAAAAGAAGAAAAAGAAAAAGAAGAAGAAGAAGAAAUCAAAGAAGAGGAGGAACAGGAAGCACUCAGAGGACAGCGAGUCAGAAAGUGAUUCUGAAGAGGUGAAAAAGAAGAAAAGAAAGAAGAAAAGUAAAAAGAAAAAAUCAAAGAAGAAGAAGGGGAAGAAGAAUCACAAGGAGUCCAGCAGCUCUAGCAGUGAACAUUCAGAGGAAGAAGAAGACGACGUCAAUGAAAUCUCAUGGGUGGAGAAAACUGGUGUUGGAGAACAUGUUGUUGGACCUGAAGCUCCCCUCACUCACCUGUCCCAAGAUGAUAAACCCUUAGAUUUUGGUCACGCUUUGCUACCAGGAGAAGGUGCAGCCAUGGCAGAGUUUGUCAAAGCCGGAAAACGUAUUCCAAGAAGAGGUGAAAUCGGUUUGACUAGUGAUGAGAUUGCAGAGUUUGAGAAAUGUGGCUAUGUGAUGAGUGGAAGCAGACAUCGGCGUAUGGAGGCUGUGCGUCUGAGAAAGGAAAACCAGAUCUACAGUGCUGAUGAGAAGAGGGCGCUUGCUUCCUUUAACCAAGAGGAAAGAAGAAAGAGGGAGAGCAAAAUACUUUCUAGCUUCAGGGAAAUGGUGUACAGAAAAACUAAAGGCAAAGACGAGAAGUAGGCUGUCCUGCAGGAUUAUAUUUUCAGUUGGAAUGUCAUUUUUUUUCUUUUUUAAAAGGAAAAAGACAACAUAAAAUGUGAAUGAGUCACAGAUUUGACUUAAAUGUGUGUUUGUAUUCAUUUUUGUCUGCUUGGGCAUCCUCCUGUACAGUACACAGUGAGAGGCUUGUGAACUAAAAUUGAUAUGUAUGUUUCUCUUAUUACAAACAAGAAAAAAACCGUGAUCAGUAGAACUCAGACCAUUAACCGCUGCUAUACAAUUCAUGUAAUGUGUGCUGCAUCUAAAUAAAAAUGGUUAUGUGAUUCACUGUCAUGCUGGAAGGUUCAUUGAAGAGGAGAAUUCGCCUUUAA